AUGACCACCCUCGGCGAUGACCUCCUGCGCACGGUCAACAAGCUUCAGGACCUGGUAUUCAAUACCAUUGGCAAUGAUUCUCUCGAUCUCCCUCAGAUAGUCGUCGUCGGCUCGCAAUCAUCAGGAAAAUCCUCCGUCCUUGAAAAUAUUGUUGGGAGAGAUUUUCUUCCCCGAGGCAGCGGCAUUGUCACUCGCCGACCUCUUAUUCUACAGCUGAUCAACAUCCCUCCCGAUGACGAUGUAAAUGGCAGUGAUGAGGUUCAUGUGCCACAUUCUGCCGCCAGUGUCGCCGAGCACGGAGAAUGGGCAGAGUUUCAUCACAUUCCGGGCCGCAAGUUCACCGAUUUCAAUCAAGUCCGAGCCGAAAUUGAAAAUGAGACGGCCAGGAUAGCUGGAAACAACAAGGGCAUCAACAGACAACCGAUCAACCUCAAGAUCUUUUCUCCGCACGUCUUGAAUUUGACAUUGGUCGAUUUACCUGGCUUGACCAAGGUCCCGAUCGGCGACCAGCCUGGAGAUAUCGAGAAGCAGACUAGAACCCUCAUUUCCGAAUACAUUGCAAAACCAAAUAGCAUCGUCCUGGCUGUAUCCCCUGCCAAUGUCGAUAUUGUCAAUUCCGAAGCUCUCAAACUUGCGCGUCAUGUUGAUCCCAUGGGAAGAAGGACGAUUGGCGUCCUAACAAAACUAGAUUUGAUGGACCACGGAACAAAUGCCCUGGAUAUCUUGUCAGGUCGUGUCUACCCACUGAAGCUUGGUUUUAUCGGUGUUGUCAAUCGGUCACAACAAGAUAUCCAGACACAGAAACCUAUGUCAGAUGCUCUUAGAGCCGAGGCCGAGUUCUUUAGACAUCAUCCAGCAUACAGAAAUAUGGCAACAAGAUGUGGCACACAGUACUUGGCAAGGACCUUGAAUACGACUCUAAUGGGACAUAUCCGCGAUAGACUACCAGACAUCAAAGCACGCCUGAAUACUCUUAUGGGCCAAACACAACAAGAGCUCGCUAGCUACGGAAGCAAACAAUUCAGUGGCAAGGAGCACCGUGGUUCCUUGAUUCUACAGUUGAUGACCCGAUUUGCAACCUCCUUCAUCUCUUCUAUCGACGGUACCUCUUCUGAAAUCUCCACAAAAGAACUUUGCGGUGGUGCGAGGAUAUACUACAUUUUCAACUCUGUCUUCGGUAAUUCCCUAGAGACCAUCGACCCUACUCAUAAUCUCUCGGUCCUCGACAUUCGCACCGCAAUUCGAAACUCGACUGGUCCACGACCGAGUCUCUUCGUUCCGGAGCUCGCGUUUGACCUUCUUGUCAAGCCUCAGAUCAAGCUAUUAGAGAUCCCCAGUCAACGGUGUGUCGAGCUUGUCUACGAAGAAUUGAUCAAGAUCUGUCAUACUUGUGGCUCCACGGAACUAUCAAGGUUCCCCAGAUUGCAAGGCAAAUUGAUUGAAGUUGUUUCAGAUCUGCUGAGAGAACGAUUGGGACCUGCUUCAACUUAUGUUGAGUCUCUGAUCGCUAUUCAGCGCGCUUACAUCAACACAAAUCAUCCGAAUUUCCUAGGUGCAGCAGCUGCAAUGUCAUCUGUGAUCGCUAGUAAGAAUGAGAAGGACAAGAAGGCUGCCCAGGCCGAGGAGAGAAGAAAACGAGAGAAGCAACGACAGAAACAACUAGGCACAAAUGGUGUCGCGACCCCCGAUGAAGAAGAAGCGGAACAGGAAGACAAGGCAAUGUCCUUGCCAACACGAAAACACAAUACCCUAAACCGGAGCAUGUCUCCUGCUGUGACGAGAGACCGGGAGAAUGGCAUUGGCAGCAUUUCGGCAGGCCAAGGCGCUGGUGCUGCUAGAGACUCAUUCUUGAACUAUUUCUUUGGUAAGGAUGGAGCCCUACCUUCAGGAAAUCUCUCAGCUUCAUCAACCGUCAACAACUCUGCACUCCGACACGCGAGCCACAGCGCAGAUACUAGUUUCUCACACAGUAUACGAAGAAUGGAGCGCGGCAGUAUUACGGAGCGUUCGCCUGUCUAUCCACCUCCAAUGAAUGAUGACUAUGCUCUCUCGGAGUACGGUGGAGAUUCCACAUCACUGUUUCCCGAACAAGCAGCUGAGCCAGCUCUGACGGACCGCGAAGCCCUUGAAACAGAAUUAAUCCGUCGCUUAAUCAGUAACUACUUUAAUAUCGUCCGCGAAACGAUCGCUGAUCAAGUACCCAAAGCCAUCAUGCACCUGCUAGUCAACCAUUCACGAGAUGAAGUACAAAAUCGGCUUGUUAGUGAGCUGUACCGAGAAGAUCUGUUCGCGGAGCUACUAUAUGAGGAUGAUGGCAUCAAGAAGGAGCGCGAGAAGUGCGAGAAGCUUUUGGCGACAUAUAAGGAAGCAGCGAAGAUCGUGGGCGAGGUGUUGUAG
Exophiala aquamarina CBS 119918 is the source of this 2397-nucleotide messenger RNA. Its product is annotated as dynamin GTPase. The coding region runs from base 1 to 2397 and encodes 798 amino acids. The transcript is spliced from 2 exons. Gene Ontology annotation, biological process: peroxisome fission; mitochondrial fission. Gene Ontology annotation, cellular component: cytoplasm; membrane; peroxisome. Gene Ontology annotation, molecular function: GTP binding; GTPase activity; microtubule binding. NCBI's taxonomy places the organism in Eukaryota, Fungi, Ascomycota, Eurotiomycetes, Chaetothyriales, Herpotrichiellaceae. The record is from RefSeq and is a predicted model, not a curated record.